GCCUACCUUGACAACCGGCAACAUGAACGUCGCAAAGAUUUCCGUGGUUCUUAUUGUGUUUUCUGUGUUUAUAGUUUUCUGUCACUCGGCAGGGACAGAGAAAGUGAAAGAAAUGGACCAAGAGGAAGCGAAGGUCGAUGAGGAGAAGUUAGAAUAUGCAAAGGGUUCAUUGUGUACCUACUGUGACCACUGCAAGUUCUGCACACUGUGUGAUGAGCAGUGUCCUUGUGAGACCUCCGCUACCAAGCCAAACUGCCACAUGUGCAAGUAUUGCAAGUUCUGCCAUCUCUGCAAGGUCUGCGAUGCUGUAUGCCAACCAGGUGGUAUUUUGGACCGAGUCACGGCAGCUAUGGUGAAUGCUCUGCCCAGUUUUAACAAGGAUGAGGUUGACAGUGAUUUAGACAGUGUUAAAGAAUGGAUCGAUAAGAAGGACGAACUGUAGACGCGACGUGAGAGUCGAGAAACGUCCAGUGAUCAACCAUCCAAUGUGUAGUGUACUGAGUAGUUUGAAAUCAAGGUUUUAUGAUGAUGAAUUUUAAGAUGCAACCUGGUUGUUAAGGUUAAGUUAAAUUGUAUAGGUUACUUAUAUUUUGGUUGUUUGUGGUUAAAAUAUUAGUUGUAGCCAUAUAUAUGUAUGGCAAUCAGUAUAUGAAAAUGUUUUUUUCUUAAAAGCGCUACCUGUCUUUUAUAAAAUUAUAAAUUUUGGCUGAGGCUAUUUUUUUUACCAAAUGAUUAUAAAAACAGAAGGGUCUGCGCCCUUUGCCUAUUUUGUAGAUAGGCUCAUGUGACCUUAACCAAAUGUUUUUUUAAUGCCCUUAAUAAAAUGAAAAUUCAAAUGCAACAUCUUUUUUAAGAAACAAGUCUUUAGUAGUAUUUUGAUAUUCACUGUUAGCAAAACUAUGAUUUCAAACUAUCUAGUAGUCCAUUAUCUGUGUCCUCUUUUUAUUUUUCACUUGUUAGUUUCGUUGUGUAUUCAGUGACAUCGCUAUGUAAAACGAGUAUUGUUGAAGAUAGUAAGUUACCGAAUUAUUGUUACAUGUCAGUUGGUUUACAUUUAUUGUUGCAUGACAGCGCUACGGAAAGUUUAAGACAAAGUUACAGAUAGUUUUGUUAUGAAAUGUUUACAGUUUUUAAUUAUCAUCAGGUUCUAAAAGUUAAAUGUGCCAUGCUUUUAUUUUGCGAAAAUUGUUGUUUGUGUAUAAUUAUUGGUUGAAAGAACAUUUUUAGAUAAGAAAUCUUUUUUUUUUUCUGGUUAAGUUGUAUUUUCGAAUUAUUUUGUGUUAGAUUGUUUGUAGAAUUAUUUGUUUAUGAGUCAUUAAGUGUUAAUUCGGGGAUGAUAAUUUUCUGGAUCGAUCCUGAAAUCAGGACUGACGGCGAUGAUAAUUUUCUGGAUCGAUCCUGAAAUCAGGACAGACGGCUUUCUAUUUCAGAUUUCUGUAAAUUUUCUAACAUUGUUUAUUCCUGGAUGUUUUUGCAGUAAAUGUAACGUAGUAAAAAGAACAUUGAUAUAAAUGACUUUUAAAACAAUCUCAACAUGGAUCUAAGACCCUAAACCCUGGGGCAAUAUACACUAAUGUAUUGAGACUGAGAUUGCAAAUCUUCAUCACAUUGUUCAAAUGUUAUUAGAAGAGCAUUUGUGGUUAAAAUGGCCGUGCAUGUUGCAAAUAUUGUGUUAACAAUUGUUUACACAAUUUCUGUCAAAAGUCACUACAUUAAAGAUAUUUCAAGAUAUAAAAUCUAAUCCUUACAGUGAAUUGAUUUUCAGGAUCAGGAUUUUCGUUUCAUUAUCAUCCCUGCUGUUAUGAAAAACUUAUAUAUAAAUGGUAGCUCAUAAAAGUGCUCAUCGAACGGAACAAAAUAUGCAUUAGCAAAAUGUUGUAUUACGUGUUGAUCAGAGGCAAAUGGCAGGGACACCAACCUUGUAUCAAAUACCUUCUCUUUUUCCUUAUCAUUUCUUUAGAUAGAUAUAUUUUCUAAUUUAUUUGUUAUACAUCACAGAUUUUUUUCUUUAAUAACAUGUUACUUAUAUUUAUUUCUUGAAUAAUUCUAAAUUUGUGUGAGUUACAUGGGAGUUGUUUUUUUCACUUAAUGGGACUUGUUCAUUGUUCGAAAAAAAUGAAGGAAAUGGUUAUUGAUAUGAUAAAACACAUUCAAAUGUUCAAAUAAGUUCAUGUUGUUUAUAAUUAUUGAAAAAUAUGGAAAAAAAUACUAUAUUUCAUCAAAAGUCAUGAUAACGAUAUUGAAAAUUUAAUUAUUUUCGGCUUUGUUUUACAACAUUCUGUUCAAAGGAGUAUCUGUCAGUUUUAUUUUCAAACUCUUUUUUUUUUUAAACUCGAUGAUAAAAUCAUAUAAUUGAGCAAGUCCCUUAAAUGGAGAAUUGAGAUGCUCUCGUCAUAAAAUGAUGGAACAAAUUGCUUGAUGGCUUUUUACAUGCAUACAGUGAUUAAUAUAUCAUAUAUCAAACAUUCCACAAGGUCACGACUAUUCACAAUAUAGUUAUAAUCAUUUUGAUUGUGUGUUUGGCUUUCUGUGAACAAACCUGGAAGAGUAUUAUAAUUUACUGUGUGUAAUUGUUGCGUAAAUAUGAGUGAUGCUUUAAUGAGAAUUUGAAAGAAAUUAUUUUGAUAUAUGUUUCAUGUUUUGUCACCAAAGGGUGCAUGUAUAAUUAUGACAUAUAGAUUUGUCGUUUUAAAAUGAGUUUCAGUCCUAAAGACUUCACUGGUUUUAUGGUUGAAAAAACAUUGCAAAGCCAUUAUUUUUUUCAACUUCCAUUAUUAUUAUUUUUGAUACCAUUUUUUUUUUUUUGCCAUAAUUUUUAAAGCCAACAUCGACAUGCCAGAAAUUUUGAUUAAAUGUCUGCUGUAGAAAACAAGCCAUUACUGGAAUAUACACAUGUUCACAUACAUGUACCAUUCAGAUUUUUUCAUGUGAAAUCCAAUCUUUAGUUUCUUCAAGUUAUAUUACUAAUGAGUGAAGCCCUCCCGGUAAUAGCACAAAAUAUUGUACCAUUAGGGUGUGUUUUAAUGUUCUAACUUUUUUAUCCAUACGCAAUUCAGUAUAUGAGAUUACUAACAAAAGUAGUGUAGAAUGUACUGUAGUGUGUGCUGUGUUGUUUCACGCUUAAAAUUUUCCUGUUCACACAAUUCUGUUUGUACUAAUAUUAAUGUAGUUUACUUCUAUUGAAAAUGAAACUAAGUAAUGAUUUAAGUUUAAGUUUGGAAAAAGGAUAAUGAUAAAAACCCUUUAACCCACUUAGUGAUCUAAAUUAUAUUUGUCUACUGGCCCAGCCUCUGUUUAAAUCUACCGAUUCACAUGAUAAAAAUUCAUUUAACAAAUGAAUAUACGACAGGUUUGAAAAAAUACUGCCAUCCCAUUGGACAAAAUAUAAUUUCGAACACUAAAUAUGACCUUUCUGUGGCUUACAAAUUAUUCAAAAUAUUCGGUGGAAGUGUUAAAAUUAGAAAUAUCAAGCUUAAACAUAUGUUUAUGUAUUUGUAUGUCAUAAUUUGAAAUGGAAAUUAUUGCAAAACUGAAAUACAUAUUUAGAUGAAGAAAAUGUGUAAAAGUUUGAAUGAAUGACAUAUUUUCACACCUUUUUAUAUUGUGAUACAAACUUUAUAGUGUUUCUUGUAAUAAAACGUGCUGUGAACCUUU
Mya arenaria is the source of this 3654-nucleotide messenger RNA. RefSeq names its product sarcoplasmic reticulum histidine-rich calcium-binding protein-like. Gene Ontology annotation, molecular function: calcium ion binding. Bases 23 to 442 code for a protein of 139 amino acids. The record is from RefSeq and is a predicted model, not a curated record. Lineage: Eukaryota; Metazoa; Mollusca; Bivalvia; Myida; Myidae. The transcript has 5 exons.